CAAAAUGGUGGACGGGGCUGUCGAAAUCUAAAAAUAAAAUUUCGAACUAGCUUGCAACGAGGACAACCUGACUGAUACACUACACUAGCGUGCAUAACUUCGUAUACACAGACGUGGACAACCUGGUUGAUAGGGCAGUGCAUCAAGGUGUAUAAUCUGAUCAAAACGAUGAGUACUUUGACCAAAGCAAUAAUAGUGACUACUGUUGUGCUUCUGUUUACACGUGGAAUCUGUGGUCGCCAUGCUGUUGAAGCUUCAAAGAGAGAUAUCGUUAAAGCAGAAACUGGUAAUAACGAAGUACUUGAAGAUGAUUUAACGUUACCAGAACGUUGGAACGAGGAAGGUCCCAUGGCAGAUGCAAUGUUAUACAUCUCAGAACGCUCAAGGAGAAUGUUCAUAAAUGACUGUCUGAAUGGUAGAUCAGCAUGUACUUAUGAUUUAGUAGGCGAGACGGGGAAAUAUCGAUGGAAUUCAGAUCUUUCUAUCGAAGCUAAAAUCAGAUUUUGGAAAUUUUACGAGUGUACGCUUACAAAGAAAAGUACAGACUGUCCUAUAGACGGUCAAUGGUCAACAUGGUCAAGUUGGCACAAUUGUAACGCUACGUGCGGACAAGGUGUACGUAUCAGAGACCGUGAAUGUGAUCAUCCAAAGCCAAAAAAUAAUGGAUUCAAAUGCUCUGGACCACUAAAACAGGAGAAAUUAUGUGAUGGAGCAUGUAUCACAGAAGACAAAGACGUAUCAAAGUUAAGCCCCCCUCAACAAGAAGCGUAUGCAAUUCUAAGAGCGAAACACGCAGCACACCCUUUACUUCUGGCUAAGUGCUAUACUAAGCACUGCAUAUAUCGUGACGUUCAACAUAUCAUUGACAAGACAGAUGCAGAUGUGUACUGGUCCGCCCUUCACUGUUUUAAAUACGGAAAUGCUUGUCCAAUCAAUGGAAAAUGGUCUGAAUGGACAGGGUGGGGAAAAUGUAAUGCUGCUUGCAAUAUGGGUAUCAAAGUAAGAACCCGGAUGUGUAAUCAACCUGCUCCUACCGCCAAUGGAAACUGGUGUGAAGGAGAGUCAAUGGAGAGAGCACCAUGCGAAAUUCAAACAUGUGACCCUAGUUCCAUAGGUCAUUGGAAGCAAUGGGAAGCAUGGGGAUUGUGUACUAAGACUUGUGGAGGUGGAGUAUCAGUUCGAAAGAGAGAAUGCAAAGAUACCCGAGAAUGUGAAGGUGAAGAAACACAAUCAUCGCCAUGUAAAAGUGAGAGGUGUUCCGUAAAGGGACAAUGGGCAAAUUGGGGUACUUGGAACGCUUGCUCACGACAAUGUGGGCUGGGAGUCUCUCUAAGAGACAGGACAUGUAGUAAUCCUAUACCGUCUGGAAGUGGCCAGAUUUGCAAAGGACCGGGUACCGAGAUAGGUUAUUGCUACAAAUCACCAUGCGUUCAUCACUCUGAAAAGGUGGCCGUAUUUUCCGGAAACAGUUACAUCGAAUACUCCGAGCCUUCCAUGGUGGCGAGUAGGACCCUGAUUGUCUAUAUCCGCUUUAAACCAAAUAGCAACGGGGGAAUUCUUUACCAAAGCUUCCACAAACCAGAAGAAUGUAAAAUAAUGUUAAAGAUUUGUUCAAACAAAAUUGUCCUGGAGCUGAUCAAUGGUUUGGUUGUGCUUGAUUCAACGAUGGGAGACGCCAAAUUGAAGAUUACCUCAACGGCUAAGAUACUAUUGGACAGAUGGAACACGGCAUUGGUCACAUUAACAGGGCAACAAGGAACACUGACUUUAAAUGAUAAACAUCACUAUUUUGGCUCAUACACAAUGGAACCUUCAACCGAUUAUAACAUGCCAACUUUAAUUGGUGUCGGAUUCACAGGCGCAAUUUCGAAGCUUACUAUUAAUUUCCGAGCUGUGCCACUUAAUAAACGGAUCAAUUUCUGGAAAGGCCACGGCUCACCUCUAGCUUUGGAACAUGUAGAGUUUAAUCCUGCUGAUAUCGAGGCGACUUUACCUGAAUUUAACGGUGACGUAUACUCGCAAAUCUAUCAUAUCCAUGACACAGCGAAUGAGCACAGCGUCCAGUACAAGGUAAUUGUUAAACCAAAGGAAACCCUGGCUGGAUAUAUUGUUUAUAACGAAGGCGUGACUAGUGGAAGUUUCACGUAUUUAAAGCUUGAUGAAUCUGCUCUGAAAUGCUGUGUUAAUCCAGGCUCGAAUGAGAAAGAAGCAUGUGUAUCAAGUGAGAAUAUCCUCCCGGAGAAAUGGUACCUUAUCGAAUGUACGAUACAAGAAAAUCACAUAGAGAUUAGAGUUGAUAACAACCCACCCGUUGAGACUAUUAUCAGUGGUCAGCCUUACCUCCCAAAACCAGAUUGGUACGUCGGUGGAGUUCCCGAGGAGAAAGACGGAUUAAAACUUGAAUCUUCAAGUAGGAAAACUCAAGGGUUUGAUGGCUAUAUCGAUGCUUUUGUUAUUGGUGAUCAGCACCAUAAUAUGGCACAGACCGCUUUAGUUAGUCCAAAAGGUUAUGUCAAUGCAAUGGGGAUGUCCAUUGCUGAACGAUUUAAAGAUCUUUAUGAACCUGCUGCGAGCAUUGUACUGCUAAGAUGCAGCUACGCUAGAUACGCAGCAGCCAUCAAUGGUACACCAGUGACUGUCAUGUGGUUAAAUGGUACACAACUUGUACGUUUUGAUAACUUUGUAAAACUUGAACCAGAUUCUCCAGCUGAUAAGGAUGUUAGUGUUCUCAGAAUAGACCCACCAGAAGGCUAUGCCCAUCAAUACGAAAGUUCGUACGAAUGUCUGAUUUUUGCAAAUAAUCAAUUCAUCUUAAAAGCGUACGCAUUGACGUUCAAGGAUAAACACCUCGACACCGAAGAAGAAAUUAUUGAUAAAGCCGAGAGAACUAUUACUAUAACUGCCAUUGUGUUUGGACCAAUAUCAGUAGUCAUUUUGGCUGUUGGUAUUAUCGUUACGCUACGCGCGAAAAAUAAAAACGCGCGAAAGGAAGAGUUCAAACGGACUUUCGAGCGCUUCGCCGACGAAGUGGCCAAUACUGAUGAGGAUGAGCCUAUCAGAAAUAAUAACGAUGGGGAAGGCUCGGCGGGUUCGAGUUUAAUGUCCCUGGCAAGAGCAGCGAUAAAAAGGGAACACAUGACGACAAUACCAUCGGGUCUAUCAAUAGGAUCCUAUACACCGAACAGAAAUAUCAAUAUGUCUCAAAGGAGAUCGGAUGAAGCCGUGGACACAUUAAGGUCACAGGGAAUUUCCAAAUACGGCAUGGAAAAUAACGGCCUAUUGGCCAAGGACAGUGACAGUGAUAGCGAGGAUGAUACAGUGUUCUCAUAUGUGCCACCUAAAAUAACCAUGGAAAGACAGAUAUUCCCUUCGCUGCCGACGGGAAUAUCGAACAAUGUCAAUGAAAACAAAGGUGGACAUGUGCCGACAAACGUUCCUUCAUCACCAUUUCCAAAAGUUAUGUUAAAGGCAAAAAUAUCAGAGUCUCUGUUGAAUUAGCUUCGUGAGCUGAACUAAUCAGUCAUCUUAUCAAGAAGGUUGAACGUUGUAAUUUGUUAUUAGCCCGUGAACAAGCUGUCGUGAUGACUUACUCGGCCUAUUACUAUGUCUGAUGUGAUGACGUCUUUCAAAAACCCGAGAAUUCCGCUUAUCUUUUGGUAAUACCUAAAGUGACUAAAGCCGCAUUCACGUCAUUAGCUCAGUCCGCAUAUUGAGAAUAAUUAAAGGAGCACUAUUUCUAAAACUGUGAACCAAAAUUAUAAGAAUUUUCAUAUGUAGAAAACUCGGUAAAUAAUAACACCAUCAAUUGUAUUUAGACUUUGAUACAAACCUUCUUUUCUGUACAUAUUAGAGCUUUGAAAAUACAUUUACUCGCCUCGUAUAUUUAAUUGCCUUUAAGAAUAUACCCCUUAUAGUUUGUACAUGUUAAACUGCUUACUAGGUGAGUGAUUUCUUUCAAGACUUGGUAUUUUGAGGAAUAAAGCUUCGUAUCAAGUCUGUUGAUGGUGAAAAUCGCAGGCUGAAAAACAGAUUUGGAUAUUUUUGAUACGGAUCCACUUUAAGAUUGUAAUCUUGUUAGUUACAUAUUAUUCUGAAAUACACUCUCUCCAUUAAUUUGGCAACAGGAAGUUUUCUUUGGAUAGCAUAUUUAUAGCAUGUAAAUGUUUGAAUCUUAAUUUUGCAGCGUUAUUUCAAAGUUUGGACAUGUAUGGCUAUGAUUUUUUCAAAUCGCCAAUCAUUAAUAAAUGAUCAAAACAAGAAAUUCCGUUGCCAAAUUUAUGGACGGGAGUGUGAAUAACACGGCAAAUUCAAAUUCGCAUUUCAUGUAUUAGUAAUACAAAUAUUUUAAAUAUACUAAAAGGAAAGUACCAUAGGUACACGCAAAUUAUAAAGAUUGAAUUUCAAAUCUUACCAUUUGCUUCACUAAUCAAUCCAAUCUGUGCUAGCAUUUCUUCGGAGCGAGUCUGUUUUGGUUGCAUACAUACU
This is a messenger RNA of Owenia fusiformis, 4485 nucleotides long. Lineage: Eukaryota; Metazoa; Annelida; Polychaeta; Sabellida; Oweniidae. The record is from the annotation of a GenBank genome assembly.